AUGGUCGACUCAGCCGACGAGCCUCCGCUGUCAAGAAGUAGACACUCAUGGGCUAAGACCACCCUACAACCCCCGCCGUCGUCCCUUGAUCCUCGCCGACCCUUCCGCGAAGGCCCCUCACAACGUUCAGAUUUGCAACCUGAUCACGCCCAUACUCUUCCGCACCAUGCUGGCCACGAGCCCUCUGCAGCUGGUCCUGCACCUACAGACCAUCGCCCCGACGGAACGGAUAAAGAACAACAAGAUAUAUCGGUUGUGGAUAAGAAAGGAGAUGGAACGCAAUCUUCCACCAUAGGGACUACGGACACCAAGGAUAAGGCAUCCUUGGUUAGCCGUUUCUUCCGAGAUGCGAAGCGCAUCCUAUUCUCCAGUUGGGUCAACUGGCUCCUGGUCUUUGUUCCAGUCGGCAUCAUCCUGGGAAUUCUGGUGGAUUGGGCACACGUCGAUGUGGUCAGCCCCAGCGUUGUCUUCGCCAUAAAUGCCGUCGCCAUCAUUCCCCUGGCAUCGCUCCUGUCAUAUGCCACAGAGAGUGUGGCCGUGAGACUGGGUGACACCAUCGGUGCUCUGUUGAAUGUAACCUUCGGCAAUGCGGUUGAGUUGAUCAUCUUCAUCAUUGCCCUCGUUGCAAAAGAGGUCCGCGUCGUGCAAGCCGCCGCGCUUGGUUCAAUACUGUCCAAUCUGCUGUUGAUCCUGGGCAUGUGCUUUGUCGCCGGCGGCCUGCGAUUUCGAGAGCAACUAUACAAUUCCACCGUGUCUCAGAUGAGCGCAUGUCUUCUGUGCUUGAGUGUCAUCAGUCUUCUUCUGCCGACGGCCUUUCACGCGUCUUUUUCCGAUACUGAGACCGCAGAUCAUGUUGUACUCAAGGUCUCUCGAGGAACCAGUGUGGUUCUCUUGUUGGUCUACAUUCUAUACCUACUCUUCUCGUUGAAGUCCCAUGCCUUCAUGUACCAGAGUACACCGCAGCAUUUGAUCGAUGAAGAAUCCCACCCAGGAGUCCUUGCCGAAAUUCUCAACUCCUCGAGCUCUUCCAGCGAUGACUCAAGCUCCAGCUCCUCCGAUACCGAUUCCAGCACUGGCUCCCAUACUACUGCCCAACGUCUUCGACGUGCGUUACGUCGGCGGAGGCGCAAGUCAACCUCGAGCACAAAAGAAAGUGCUCCGCUCCCAGGCUUUACCAGAAGCUCAUCCGUACUCUCCGGUCAUGGCUGCUCAAUGCUUCAAACUGGGUCUCCGAAUUCUCAGGAACUCGACCCCGUCUUCAGUGGCGACGAGGCUGAUGUCGAUGGCGAGGGUCGGAGCGGCCGUCGUCGAUCGAGAGACCUCGCGGUGCACUCGCGCGAUUUCCAAAAUGGUGCGCACGCAGACCAUGUAUCGGAGAAAUCUAAGAAACGCCACAAGAGACAUAAAAAGUCCCGGUGUUCGAAGAAGAACAAGGAUAAGGGCUCGCAAAAGGACAAGGGAUCCGAGAAGGAGAAGAUGCCAGUGAUCGAGACCACAUUCGAGGAAAAUACUGUUCUGCCGGAAACGGACUUCCCCCAGGUGGAAUUCGCUUCGGACGUGCAGGAAACACCCAUUGAGGGCGCCUCCAAACGAGCCUUCAACAUCCGCAAUUUUUCGGAUGCGGUCAAGCCCGCUUUCAACUCGAAUGUCUUCCCACAUCAUCAAGCCACUGGCCGACCUCUGGCGAUUCCCAUUCGUCCUGUAUCUACGGCUCGCUCGCCUUCUCGGGGCAUACGCCGGACUUCUUCCAUGCCGGAGAUCCUUCAUCCGACGUUUUCACAGCCACGGUCAUCAUGGGCAGCGGCACCUCCGCAGCUCGAUGCCCCUCGCUCCGAGGCUGGGACAGAAGUAGAGGCUGAAGAAGUUGUGGAAAUGAAACAACACCUAUCUCGUACCUCUGCCGUCGUCCUACUCCUUUUCUGCACCACCUUUGUUGCGCUGUGCGCCGAAUUCCUGGUGGGCAGCAUCGACUACCUCAUCGCCAACAGUGGCGUUAGCCAGGCAUUCAUCGGUCUGAUCAUUCUUCCCAUUGUGGGUAACGCAGCCGAGCAUGUCACUGCGGUGACCGUGGCGUCCAAAAACAAGAUGGACCUCGCUAUCAACAUUGCGUUAGGUAGUAGCAUUCAGAUUGCACUAUUUGUCACUCCUCUGAUGGUCAUUCUCGGAUGGAUUCUGAAAACCGACAUGAGCUUGUACUUCAGUCUCUUUGAGACCGUGAGCUUGUUUGCCAGUGCUUUCAUCGUCAGCUUCCUGAUGAUUGAUGGUCGCAGCAAUUAUUUGGAAGGGGCCCUAUUAAUCGCCGCGUAUGUGAUUAUCGCGGUGGCGGCGUUCUUCUACCCGGCUUGCGACCUCAGUUCCGCCAGCGGGCCACUGGAAGGGACAAACAGAUGUUAG
Molecule: messenger RNA, 2394 nt
Organism: Capronia coronata CBS 617.96
Lineage: Eukaryota; Fungi; Ascomycota; Eurotiomycetes; Chaetothyriales; Herpotrichiellaceae
Product: Ca2+:H+ antiporter
Exons: 2
Coding region: 1-2394 (797 amino acids)
Biological process (GO): intracellular calcium ion homeostasis; calcium ion transmembrane transport
Cellular component (GO): fungal-type vacuole membrane
Molecular function (GO): calcium:proton antiporter activity
Source: RefSeq, a predicted model, not a curated record